Molecule: messenger RNA, 1160 nt
Organism: Opisthocomus hoazin
Lineage: Eukaryota; Metazoa; Chordata; Aves; Opisthocomiformes; Opisthocomidae
Source: RefSeq, a predicted model, not a curated record
GCCAUGAAGAAAGUACUUGAAAGUCUCAACCUCAAUAUAGUAGAGAUGGUAGAUGAAAAUGCAACCUUGGAUGGCGGAGACGUCUUAUUUACAGGCAGAGAAUUUUUUGUGGGUCUUUCCAGGCGGACAAAUCAACGUGGUGCAGAAAUUCUGGCUGACACAUUCAAGGACUAUGCUGUCUCCACAGUCCCUGUUCAUGAUUCUUUGCAUCUGAAGAGCUUUUGCAGCAUGGCUGGACCAAACUUGAUUGCAAUUGGAUCAAGUGAAGCUGCACAGAAAGCCCUUAAGACCAUGCAACAGAUGAGUGACCACCGCUACGACAAGCUGACGGUGCCCGAUGAUGCCGCAGCAAACUGCAUCUACUUAAACAUUCCCGGCAAAGGCCACGUCCUGCUGCACCGAGCCCCUGAGGAGUACCCGGAAAGUGCAAAGGUAUUUGAAAAACUGAAGGACCAUAUGCUCAUCCCAAUAGCCAACACAGAACUGGAGAAAGUAGACGGGGCACUCACCUGUUGCUCUGUGCUUAUUAACAAAACUUCGGAAUUAUGAGUUUACAGAGUCCCUCCCUUGUACCUGGCAAUAAUGUUACACACAAGCAAAUUGGGGGUGAAAUAUGGAAAAAAAAAUGAGCUUUUGAUUUUAUUCAGCUUCUUAUACAUUAUAUCAAUGAAGUCAGAGCCAAAUUACUUUGAUAGAAAACGUCAACAUUCACAUGGAACCAUCUGGGGAAAAUAAUGUACUAUUUAAGAUUCUAUAUUUUUGCUUUUAUCAAUAAGGAAGCUGAAAAGAUAAGACCACUUACAGAAUAGUAUUUGUUUAAGUGAUUGUGAACAAAGUAUCAUUGGACCUCAUGUAUUUUCAGGAAAGUUUUAACUGGACGUAUGAUGUAACUUUAUGUAUAGAGUUGCAUGUGAAUCGUGUUAGUCACUGGUUUACAUUGUAUUGUUCUGCAGUGCACAAAUAUGACUACUGAACACAGAAGUGUUACAUUUCAUUAAAAUUAAGAUCUUGUUGCAGUGUAUAGUUCCCCACUUUCUGUGCCAAAAACAUCAAUGCAUUCCAUGAUCUGUUCUAUUAGAGGUUUGCACUUUGAUUUUUUUUUGUGACUCUUGCAGUUUCAAUACUAUAUAUCCCCAUCAUGAAGGAAUAAAGUGUCAGUU